This is a messenger RNA of Serinus canaria (Common canary), 5356 nucleotides long. RefSeq names its product TINCR ubiquitin domain containing (gene TINCR). Gene Ontology annotation, molecular function: protein binding. The coding region runs from base 269 to 532 and encodes 87 amino acids. Lineage: Eukaryota; Metazoa; Chordata; Aves; Passeriformes; Fringillidae. The record is from RefSeq and is a predicted model, not a curated record. The transcript has 3 exons.
UACUUCGUGAAGAUACUGUAAUUAUUAUGGGACUUAGGGGUGUGUGGAAAUGAUUCAUGGAGACGUUUCCCAGCCAGCAGGCUCAUGGAGCCAGGUGAGCUCUUCCCUGGAAUGUGAAGCAUGCAGCGUGGCAACUGGGAGAAACAGGUUUGGCAGGACGUUUUAAGCUGUUUGCAGCAGCCAGCCUCUUCAGAGCCCCGUCCCUGCCUCGCUGAUCUCCCGGCUGGAUGCUCUGCUCUGCCACAGCCGCCCUGCUGAGCUGGAGAGGAUGGACAUGCUGCGCAGGAGCCUGUCCCGAUGGAAGAGGUACCACAUCAAGGUGCACCUGGCUGACGAGGACCUGAUGAUGCCCCUGACGGUGCGGCCCAGGGACACGGUGAUGGACCUGCGGGCUCUCUUGGUACGGGAGGGCAUCACUUCCUGGAAGAAGACAUUUUAUUACAACUCCAGGCAGCUCGAGGAGCACGAGACCCUCAAAGAAGCCAAUAUCCAGAAUGGUUCUGUCCUCCUCCUUGUCAGCAAUAAAAGAUAAUGCCAAAGAGCACAGCCCAAGCCAUGAGGGACGGGGAGUGUGACAAGGGCUGAAGGAAGCAGAUGGAAGAGAGCUGGCCCAUGGAAAGGCAGCCUGGCCACCAGUGUUGGUAAGUCCCUCCUGCACGCCAGCUCAAGGACUGUUCAGAAAGCAGCUCCAAGUGUUUCCAGCAUGGUGCCCAUGAAUAAUUAACCCAAACAAAACAACAAAUAGUGUUUCCUCAUCAUCAUGCCAUGUGGACCCAGCUGCCAAGGAGGAGUGUGGUGAGACUGACUCAGCUCCUCAGAGCAAUGAAUCAGUGAAAUGCCCAGGACAGGGAAUUUCUGCCUGGGACACGGAGCACCAAGGAGCUGAGGGGGACUUUGCUUAGGGCCCCGGAUGGGGACACGGGACAUCCGAGCCUCCUCCUGACUCCUCAGGAUUCUGCAGUAAGUUGCUGGUCUUGGCUUUUGUUUUCCUACAUAUGUAAUGUAGAGAUAAUUAUUUUUCCCUUUCAGCCUGUCCCCCCAGGUGUAAAUGACUCAGGUUAUGGACUGUCUGGGCUCCAGAACACUUUCUAAACAGUGGACCCCCAUUUCCAGGUUACAGGCUUUGUACAGCAAAAAGUGGUGAGUGCACUAGAGGCAGUCCUGGAGCUUGGCAGCCUCUCUGUGUCCAAAGGACAGGAACUGGUUGGUCUCUGGUACAGCCACCACUCACCUGAUCUCAGGAACCCACAGGAGACCAAAACUGUCUCAUUUUGGAGGCAGGGUUUCUACAGCAAUGAGCCUCCUUGUGUUCUGUCUGCAGCUGGUCCCCCACUUUCCCCUGCUCCAAUAACUUCUGAACCAGCUGACCUGAUUCAACCCAAUCUGAUGGAAAAUGAGAGGUCUCCCAGACCCAGGAUUCCUGAAAUUUUCAUGAGCAAACAGCAGUUGGAUAGAAGAGAGACAUUUAAGUUAAUAUUCUAUUGAAGGGAAGGUAAUUACACCUCUGGUUCCCUGCCUAUUUUGGGAUGCAGCAGCCAGGUGACCAGCUGGCAUUUAGACAGGACUGGUCACUCAGUUCCUGCCCAGCUUCAAACCCCCCUGUGUUUGCCACCCCUUCCCUGCAAAGCAAGAAGCUGCUGGAGCAGCCAAGGAUUUUGCUGGGAAGGUCUGGAGGGCAUCAGGUGCCCUGAGGAUAUUGCAGUAAGCCGGGAGCACCAAGAAAGGAAGGAAUAAGAAGCAGUUGUAAUACAAAUCAGAGGAAGAAUGGGUUUCACCAGUUCCUUACUCACAGAACAACUUGAUUUUUAGGUUCAAACUUAUUUUCAGGAAAACAAAAUGGAUGUUUCACUAAUCUCUACAGUACCUUCCCCAGAAAAUUCCAGUAACUGGGAACCCUUAGCAAACACCCUAAAUCUGCAUUUUCUGGGUUUUUUGGCCAUCAGAAAACAUUUGAUUCUUUUUUUCCCAACACCAUCAUUUGACAAAAUGCUAUGGAAAAUAGAAUUUUCCAUUUUCUUUUUCCCAAAGAACAAAAACAUUCCCCCCAAGAACUUACUUAGACUUUGCACAGAAAGAGAUUCUGAGACAAAAACAUGAGCACAGUCACAGCUGAACAUUUUAAAAGCAAAUGGGAUGGACAAAGAGUGGGUUGGGACUAAGUGUGGGAAGAAGGAAUGUGAGUUUUCCAAGGUCAACCAGCAAGGCAGGUACUGACUGUUGGGUCAGCAGUUCUGCCACUUGACCAUGCAGUGCCUCUGCAUGUCUGUCUAUCCUGAAAUAAUGAAUUUCUUGGAGCAGAGCCAGUACUUUCCUGAGUGCUUGGGAAGUGGCUCACACAGCCCUGGGUGUAGUCGUAAAUAAUAAUUAAAAUUAGAAUAAUAAUAUUAAAGUGGAUGUGUGCCACUGGAGAUGGGACACACUGAGCAACAGCGUUCUAAAUCUAUGCCCCUCAUCUAGUAAAAGGUACAGUUUGCUUCACAAAGCCUGGGAGACAGGAUUUGCUUCCCUGGGCUUGAUAAUCACAGUCUUUUGCUCUGCAAAAGGCAAACUGACCUGAGCUGAAUUGGGUCCAAUAUCUACUCCAACACCUCCUGCUGUAGUUGGCAGCUCUGGUCAGCUCUGGAACCUUUUUGCAGCUCAGGGGGAUAUCUGGAAUGACUAAAUUAACCGUGGUGGUGUGGGGAGCUGCCUGGACUAAUGUUUUUUUCAGAGAUAGGCUUUGAUUGACACUUCAAAUCUGCCUGACAAUCUUUUAUUCUAAGUGCAGUUGCUGCCUUUCUUCAGAGCAGGAAGAACUGGUUUGGUUGCUGUCCUUCAAAUGAUGCAUCUCAUCACAUGGGAAAGAGUAGGAAAAAACCACCUAGAAAGAGCCACAGGACCAGCAUAAGGAGAGGUCCUUCAAAACCAGCCAGGCUCUUUGGAGUUUUGCCUUUCUGCAAAAGGCAAACUGACCUGAGCUGGAUUAGGUCCAGGAUCCACUCUAACACCUCCUGCUGUAGCUGGCAGCUCUGGUCAGCUCUGGAAGGCUUUCUGCAGCUCAGGGGGAUAUCUGGAAUGACUAAAUUAACUGUGGUGGUGUGGGGAGCUGCCUGGAUACCAGAAAAGAUGCUGACAGUAAGAACUGCUGUGGAAUGGAUGUCUCCCUUGUCUGUGAACACAGGUGUGGACGAGCCCAAGGACCAGCACUGGAAGCUGUGUUAGGUCCUGAGUGUGCUGCAAGAUGGAGAAGUGUGCACCCUCACAGUGCUGCUCUGUGCUUGGCACUGCUGCUUGUGGGGACUGUUUACCUUUGGGAUCCUGCUACUGAUGGAGCACCACAGACAUGGAAUAUCCAAAGCACUGCUGUCUACCUCCUCCUUGGAGCUGCAGCCAGGCCUUUCCAGCAGCUCCUUCUCCUGAGCCUCAUGAGCAGAAGACAAGCCCAGGCAGGUCAUCCCUGGCAGCAGCUGAGCUCCAGGCAGGCAGCUCAGGCUGGGGCACGUUUCUGUGGCUCCUCUGUGCUCCUCCCGUACCUGAGACAUGCAUGCAUCACAUGGUUCAGUUUACAGGGCCAUCAGCCUGGCAGCUUUCCUCGCUAAAUUUACUUUUUUAAGUUCCAUCAGUGUUGUAUCCAGGGGGAAUGGAGGAACAGAUGCAGCUUGUGAAGUUUGGCUUUAAUUCAUCCGCCUCAUUUAAUUUCCUGCCCUGCCUACUAAUCAAUGAGUCUGCACUGGCAGCUCUGGGAAUACCACGGUUUUUCCUGAUCCAGGAGAAUUCAGCACCGUGGCACAGGGUCUCAAGCAGGCUGUCACUGUCCUUUGAGUGAAAUCCUUCAUUUUGGAUUUCCCUCCCCCAGAACCCUUGCAGACACUCUCCAGCCCAGGGCAGCUGCUCCUCAUUUCCUUGCAGGGCCCAGGGGCAGCUCUGUCCCAUUGUCCCCCCCAGCCUGUGUGGCAUUCCCUCCUGGAAUGUAACUGCAAUACAACACUGGAAGUGUUCUCCUUCAAGGGUUCCAGCCCCAGGCUUUGCUUUUCAGGGCCACACUCCUGGGGUCAUUUGGCCCUUGCCACCUCCCAGGGGGAUCAGCAGAGCCUGGCAGGGGCUGCUGUGUCCCCUUUGUCCCCCACAGCCCCUGAGCGUGUCCCUUUCUGUGGCAGCAGCUCUCUGGCCACAGACAGAAACACAACUUUCCCAGGCACCGUUCUGGGAAAAGUCUGUCAGAAGAUCAGAGAAAAGAAUGAGAAACAAUUCUUAUCUUCACUUGCUGCACCUAGUAUUGUAAACACGUAAAAUGUGUUGUAAAGAUUUGUUUACCAAAAAGUAGUUUCUUUAUUAACCAAUAGUAAUAGUGUUUUAAGUAAAAAACCAAUUAAGUCAACCUGUAGUGAACUAGUCUGUAAAAGAGCAAUGAGUUUCUUAGUAAAAACAUCUUAAUCAACUUUCUGUAACACAUGAAGUCUGUACCAGUGAUAAGCUGGCCAGGUUAUCCUGGGAUAACCUCCCGGUGUCCCUUCUCCCAGGACAGUGGCAGCCCCUCAGCUCAGAGCUGCUGCCAGGCACUGCCUCAGGCCUUCGGGGAGCACCAGUGGAAGGUUUCUGGCACCUUGCCUUGUUUAAGCAGGCUUCUUCUGCACUGGGGUUUUUGGGGCUCCUGUUAAUUCCAGGCAGUGCUGCUCUGUUGUUCAGUCAGCCCUGUCCAAGGCUGCCUUUGCCUGGUGGUACCUAUUCUGUGACACCACUGCUUUGCCUCACUGGUACAGUCUGUGCCAGAUUGCUCUUUGCCUGCUGAAAUGGACAAGUAAGAUCCAGCUGGAAUGCAAAUCACACCGUGGAAUGAAAGCUGUGGGGAACAAAAUCCCCUCUAAGUAGUUAUGUCAGCCUUUGUUAUGGUGUGAUGGCUCCAACUCUGCUCCUGCUCUGUGAAGGAGCAGGAGAGAGUCUGUUGUGCCUUUGUGUUUUCUAGGCACAAACUCGAUGUAAAGCUGCCUUUAGGCACUGGCAGCCCUGAUUGUGUGUGUGUGUGUGCAAACCUAACAGACAGAUUCCACCCACUCUGGAAAUUUGAUGAUUGCCUGGUUUUCUCAAGGCUCCGUUUCAUGCACUACAGGCCAAACCCACGGGGUGAUUGCCAGCUCUGCACAGGGGCUGAGAUGACGUGAUGAGGGAGAAGCACAGAGAAAUUUCAAUCUGCCACAAAAUGUGCUCCUAAUCCUCAUGGCCUUGUAAUUGUGAUGCUGUCACUGGUGUCAUUGCAGUUGUUCUUGUCACUGUUUCCCCAUGUUUGGUGCUAAAUAUUGUAAAUGAAGAGAAAUAUUUAGAUUUGUAAUGGAAUCUAAAUUUAUUGUGGAAUUAAACACACAGGAGCCUGAAAAGCCAA